Molecule: messenger RNA, 931 nt
Organism: Bursaphelenchus okinawaensis
Lineage: Eukaryota; Metazoa; Nematoda; Chromadorea; Rhabditida; Aphelenchoididae
Source: the annotation of a GenBank genome assembly
AUGGCAGCAGAAACCAAAGAAGAGUUGGCGAAGUUCACGGUAAGCGUACAUUUUUUAUUAUUAAUAUUGGUUUAGAUUCCGCAAUUGAAAGAACGACUGAAGCAGCGUAGGCUACAAAUUAGUGGGACUAAGAACGAGCUUAUUAAUCGUUUGUACGAAUCACUGCAAGAAGAAGAGCUCCUUGGCGAGGGAGCGUCUGCUCCUCAGCUCGAAACCGAAGAAGACUUGUUGGGAAACAAUGAGGUGAGUUACAAAGGAAUUUAUCUUAUUUUAGUUCAGACAAAUGGAGAACAGCUCACGAAGAACGACGAAGACUUACUACUAGGAAUUGACGAAAAUAAGAAGCAGAAGGAAGAAGUAACCGUUUCAGAAGAAAGCAAAGAAAAGGUAUCGGAAGAUGGAGAUAAACCUCCGUCAAAUCCAGAAGUCAAGAAACGACCAUCGAUCUCAGCUCCAGAAGGCGUUCCGAAGAAGGUUACAUUAACUACCGAGGAUGCUAAAGCUAAGAGAGCGGCUCGAUUUGGGCUAACUGCAACUCCGGUUGCUAAAGCUGACACUCCUAGUGAUAAGGACAAGAAUGGCAACAACACGACAGAGAAGAAACCCGAAAUCAAGACAACAGAUCCUAAAUUGUUGGCUAGAGCUAAACGUUUCGGUCUGCCAAUUGUAAGUUUUUGUUGGUUGAAUACUUCUAAAUUGACUUUACUUCUUAUAUUACAGUAUUUAAAAAAAAUUUAUUAUAAAAAGCGGAGUUUCGAUAUUACUAAGCUUCUCAAUUUUGUUUGAACUGCAGUGAAUGGUUUCCCUUUUAUGUCUAUCACUUAUGUUUGUAUUUCAGGGGGCUGCCGACUCUUGCCCAGCCAAAGUUGCAAAGGGCAACGUAGAAGAGGACGAGAAGAUGAAAGCCAGACGGCUGCGUUUUGGUCUCUGA